Messenger RNA from Salvelinus sp. IW2-2015, 4423 nucleotides. Lineage: Eukaryota; Metazoa; Chordata; Actinopteri; Salmoniformes; Salmonidae. The record is from RefSeq and is a predicted model, not a curated record.
AUGACGGUCUUGGAAACCUGCCGGCCGGUGGCCCCUUGUUCUUUCUUGCCCAAGUUCUCCAUUCACAUAGAGACGAAAUACGAGGACAACAAAGGCAGCAAUGACAACGACCUGCGGUACUUCAAGUCAGAGAAGACGUCGAGGGGCAUGCUGCAGGAGGGCUGGAGGGACACCCAGGAGCCCAUCAUGUGUUCCUACAAGCUGGUCACCGUCAAGUUUGAGGUGUGGGGCCUGCAGACGCGCGUAGAGCAGUUUGUACACAAGGUGGUGCGUGACGUGCUGCUCCUGGGCCACAGGCAGGCUUUUGCAUGGGUGGAUGAGUGGAUCGACAUGACGAUGGAUGAGGUGAGAGAGUAUGAGCGCACCAUCCAGGAAGCCACCAACGAGAAGAUCGGAAUUUUCCCCCCGUCGAUCUCCAUCAGCGAGAUGCCCCUGUCCUCCUGCACCCUCUCUGGACCCGCCAGUGCCCCCACCACCCCCCUCUGCACUGAUGCGCCCGAGUUCCUCUCCGUCCCCAAGGACCGAGCCCGCAAGAAGUCCGCCCCUGAGACCCUCACCCUGCCCGACGCCGCUACCCAGAACCAGAGUGGAGUCCCCCAGGGCUCUAUGCUGGUGCCAGUUCCAAAUCAAAAUCACUCCCCCUGGCCCUCCUCUGACUCUGACCAGGCUGAGUUAGGGGGGGAAUAGGAGGGACGGGAUGUUCUUUUCCUCCAUAUGCCCCGCCACCUCACUGUCUUAGUAGCCCAGCAAGACUAGCCUCUACGCCCCAGUGCCCAGUCCUACAGGCCCAACUAACCAUAUCCCAGAGUUCAGUUCUUCUUACACAUAUCACCAGAGGUGAAAGGUCUAACCACCAGUUUCCAAUCUCCUACAUCCUCAACAUAAGUCGGUUUUGUCAGCCUUCAAUGGAUGGCUUCCUCUUCCUGAGAUCUAGCCAAUCAGAUGUCUGACCGACUGUGACAACCACCUAAGCUGUCCAUCAAGAGAACAUAUCCACAAGGGGUUUUGUGUCCUGUCCUCAAUUAGCAAUCCCUGUGUUUGUCUUAAAAUACGUUAUUGACAAAAUUCCAGAUGAUGGAUUCUCUUUUUUUUUUAUAUAUAUAUAUAUAUCAGGUCAGCUGAUGAUCCUUAUGUAAUGUAAAUGUAGUUGCCAUAACACCAUGAAAUUAGAGAUACAAUGAUAUUAAUAUUGUUUUGUGAACCUCUUUCCAUGGAAUUCUCAGCCUACAAAUAUAUCGAAAUAUCAUUUUGACCUUGAAAUAAAUACACUUUUUAACAAAAUGGAAGUAGAAGUACUGUAGUAUAGUUAGAUUUUAUAACCACAUUGACUCACUAAAAAGACACCACCUUUCACCUGGACAGAGGACAGACCAUUCAAAACUGAACCCAGAUCUGUGUGUGUUCACGUCUCCACUCCACACUCCUCCUGAAACAGAUGCAAGAUCAGUACAAUCACAGAAAGAGAUCCCUUCUCAGGUCUCCAGAGCUCUGCCUCAGCCCUCUUUAGGAAGGGCAGGGAACGUAACCAUUCUCUCCUUGCUUUAAAACACAAUUUUUAUACCUGCACAGAUAUAUCUAUAUACUAUAUCUAUACUCACCUGUCUACUUAACUAACCUUUGGAACGUUUACACAACAUUAGAUAAGCCAUGAUAAAAUACAUAUUUGGCAUCAAGUCUGACAUUGAGGAGUGAUGCAGUCAGUUUAAUCAAAUUGGUAUAGCAACAGAACAGAUAUGACUAGGAAAAAUGCCAUUUGGGGGAUAUGCUGUAAAUGUAAGUGAACAUUGAGCACAGUGGAGUUGAUAAGGAAUUCCAUGCUUUGCGCAGGGCACUCGCUUCAACCUGGCCUUAUUCUAUGUACUUGGUUACCUUUGCAUUGUGCGCAUUGUGUUUUUAGGAAUACCGAUAAUGUUGCUUGCCAAUGUUGGUAUUGUACCUGUUUUGGUGGGAUCAGGAAGUUAUUUUGACGCAACAACGUUAGCGGCGGCCAUCUUUUUUUUCCCCUGCGCUAGCCUCACCACAGUGUGUCAUCAGAAACUUUUGGGGGGGAGAAACAUUGAGGACUAACGGUUUCUCUACUGUUUUAUACAAUCACAUAAAUGCAUCAAGGGGUCUCAUAUGCCGCAUGAAAUGUUCACAAACACGUAUACAUAUGUGAAGUAUAUGUGUAUAUAAAUGGCAGGAUAUACUGUUGAUGCGAAAUUGUGGAGAAAGCGAAUGUGACGUUGUCCUAGGCUCUGUAGUGUAACCAUUGUAUAGUAAAGCGGAGUUUUAGCAGAGACUGAAACUGAGCAUGUUCUGAGAAGACAACUCUCUACUCUGUGCCUCUGCAUGCAAAAGUCUAUAUUGUCUCGUCUGUAUACAAAUCCAAAACAUUUCAAUAAAGAAAAAACAUCCCAUUUUGUUGUAACGUUAAAGGACAAUUGCACCACUUUUCAACCUCAUUUUCAUGAUCUCCAGCACAAUGCCAGUGUCUGCAUAUGUGAAAAUGGCGCAGUUCUACAUUUUGUAGAAAGAAAUAUAAAGUUACAAAGUUCUACCCGAUGACAUCAUCAACCAUUUAAAAAAACAGAUUUUCAGACACUGAGAUUCACGGUGACGUGGAGCAAUAGAAUACCCUACCUCUGGCUUGAAACUCGUUUCAGGGUUUGAAAAUCACAGUUUUUCUUACUUUUAAUCCUACCUUGUGAUGUCACAGAGAAGCAUUUAGGACCUUCUUAUGUUUGCAACCACAGAUCAUAGAAACACACCGUUUUCACAUAUCUAGACACCCGUAUGGUGCUGGAGAUAAUGAAUAUGAGUUUGUAAAGUGGCUGAAUGGCCAUUUUAAGCCUACUAUUCCAUUUAUUGCAAUUUCAAAACAUUGAUUUGAAAUACAGCUUCGUGUUAGUUACUUUCAUCAUCGAAAUGUAUAAGAUUUUGAGAGAAAUAGCUGAAGUUUGUAGUACCUGUUGACCAUUGUUUUGUCCUGAAGACGUCACAUUACAUUACAUAUGUGGGCAUUUGCACUUUGUGAUGAGAAACAAACGUGUACUGACAAACGUGUACUGACUGUUAUAUCUCUGUUAGGGUUUUGUUGGACCGAAGUUAUACAAGCCUACUUGUUGGUCAGAUAUAGACCACUCUACACUAUAGACCACUAUAGACCACUCUACAGUGUCUAACCCCAAAAUGUCUCAUCUUUACACAAGAUGCUCACUAUCAUUCUAAACUGUACUUGUCUUUGCUGUUAAAUUUCCUGUGGGAUACAUGUGUUAAAUGAUAUUGACUAUCAGGAAUAAAAAAGAUCCAGGGACAUGUUUGAGUGCCAGUAAGCUAAUGGCUAUAUCAAAACGAACGCAAAAUGACAAGCAUAACAUCCAGGGUCAGUUACUUUUCAGAGAGAAGGUCUAGGUUUUAUAAAUAGUCAACUCUUUCGUUGUCGGUUGCAUGCUCCACGUAAGUUCAUGAAGACUUUUUGAGUGAGCUUAUGUGGAGCAUGGAACAGAAAGUGAAUGAGUUUACUAUUUACGAAACCUAGUCCUUCACUCUGAAAAAUAACCGACCCUUGAGAUUAUACUUGUCAUUUUGCGUUCGUUUUGAGAGUGCAACUGUUUGGUUGGAAUCUAUAACAUUUAAGGUGCAAUGUCCCAUUUGUUAGUUCUCUUUAUCGAGCUGUUGAAAAAUCCACAGUAGAAAAGACCAUUGUAACUACAUACUGUACGUUACAACCCUAUGUGCAAAAUACAUUUAAAAAAUGUAUUUUUGGUUGAAAGGACAUUGAAAAUUGGAAUUUUUCAACAUAUUGUGCUCACUGUGAAAAUAUUUACUUUAAUAUUUGCAACCUCCCCAUUGUAGUGUGCAUCAUCGAUGUUCCAGUUGCUUUUGGUGAUCCUAUAGCUCUUUGACCUAAUGACACAUUAUCUAUAAAAACAAUCUUUGAAUCAAUCUUUUUUAUUUUUUUUAUUGGGGGGACUGUGUUUACUUUUGAAUUUUUACAAUAUACCUUGACUUGGAGGUUGGUUUUCUGUUAUAAUUUUCACAAGUGCUGUAGUUUGAUUUUGUGGUUUGCUGUAUUUCAAAUGGCAUCUGUUCGUUCUAAGAAAAGGACCAAGCUUUCGUUGUGUCCCUCCUGGUGCGGCUUGCCAGGCUGUCGUGCUGUCUCCCUAGCUCUGGUCCAGGUUGUCACUGCUGCUUCCUGAUACUGAGCCUCUUAAGCAGGACGAGCGUUAGCAAUCCACACUAACACCCUGGACCAGAGCUACUGUCUCCCUAUCUGAAGUGCCAUCCUUGUUCGGCUACUGGAAGUCGCUCUGGGUUCUUCCACUGAUUAUAUUUGUUAUAUUUUUACUGCCCUCCUUGAGGUACAUUUGGUUCUCUGUUGUAAUUAUUGUUUCACUUUUUUCUUAAUUCUUGUAGUAAAUAAAGUUUACUUGCUACUACA